Schistosoma bovis is the source of this 699-nucleotide messenger RNA. The record is from the annotation of a GenBank genome assembly. Lineage: Eukaryota; Metazoa; Platyhelminthes; Trematoda; Strigeidida; Schistosomatidae.
GACCAUUCCACUUGUGGACUGUCUAAAUGAUAAAAAAACGUGUAAAGGACAGGGCCUACCACCUCGGGAAACCUCAUAUAGGUGGGCUACCUGUCCAUUCACAUAAGGCUCAUACAGAAAAACAGGACGAAGCUCAUGCGUUCCAAAUUGAAAGCAUAAACUGCCUAUAUAUGAACGCCGCGAGUCUACCAAACAAACUGGAUGAAUUACGUGAACUUAGCAACGCUAAUAAGGCCCAUCUGAUAGGAAUAUCUGAAACCUGGAUAUCUUCUCAGUUCUCGGGCCAAGAGUUAGCAUUACCUGGGAUGACUUUGUUCCGCAACGACAGAAAAACAGGAAUUGGGGGCGGAGUAGCCAUAUACAUAAGCUCUUUCUUGGAGGUGCACCAAGUUCACAACCUCGAGUUUAACAAUCAUGAGGAAUCCAUAUGGUGCUCUGUAAGAUUGUCUAGUACUUCGAGGUGUCUAGUCGGAGUCAUUUACAGGAAGCCAACUGCCGACAUCGAGUACGAUAGUCGUAUGCUGGAAGGACUAUCCCACUCUACCCGUCUCGGUUUCACACAUAUCCUGAUUCUAGGGGACUUUAAUCUCCCUACAGUCAACUUCGCGGAACACACGUAGACUGGAAGCGACAGCUCAAUUGAAGCUCGGUUCUUCAACCUCAUCGAUGACUUGGGCUUAUAUGAAAAUGUGAGGUCGG